Messenger RNA from Sesamum indicum (sesame), 2108 nucleotides. RefSeq lists its product as uncharacterized. The record is from RefSeq and is a predicted model, not a curated record. Lineage: Eukaryota; Viridiplantae; Streptophyta; Magnoliopsida; Lamiales; Pedaliaceae.
AAAAAAACAAAAAAACAAAAAAAAACUCAUCAUAUUCUCCGCAAGUCAAACAAAGAACCACCUGCUGCAAAAGGGGAAUGACGGUGAAGAUUAGGAAAUGGUCGCCAUGGCCGCCGGCCUCAACGCCGCGCAAGUUUCAGGUGGCUGUGAAGCCAAUCAAGCUUGAGGGAUUGCUCGAAGAGGGCGGCCCUGAUACCACCCACAAAUCCGUCGCCAUCAAAAUAAAGUGGAAAGGCGAGCCCAAGUUUUUGCCUUUGAUGCCUCCAUUUCAAUCGAGGCCCAAAAAAGAUGCUUCCAGUGAGAGAAUUCUGAACAAAACCGUUGAGUGGGAGGAGGAUAAGUGGUUCGAGAAUACAUGUUGUUUUUCGCUUGUUUCUAAUCAUCAUGAUCCCAAGUUUGGAGUAUGGCAAGUCACCUUCGACGUUGUAUAUAGGGAGACUAUAGGUUCAAAGGCUAAAAUGGGGGUGAUCGGUAGAGUUUCGAUGAACAUAUCAGAAAUUGCUUGGAACAUGGGCAGUAACUCUACAGUUGAGCGGAAGCUUCCUUUGAGUUUGCAGAUUGAUGGACUUUCCAGAGAAGCUACCCUCACGGUGCUAUUUAACUUCGUUGAAAUCAGGGAACAUCAAGACUCGGCAGCAAUGGCCCGAACGAAAUCUAUCCAAGUAAAAGGUUCAACUGGUGGAGAAAAUGUGAAGGCAAGACGAAGAUCAUUGAGCCAAGAGGAAGUGUGUCUGGAUGAAUCGGAUGAGUCUGGCUCAUUCGCACCAACAAGUUUGUCAAACAAGUCAAGAACGCCUUCUGUUUCAGGAACUGUGCUGGACACAGACAAGAAAGAGGGAUGGUUUUCUUGGAAGAGUAGGCGCUUUAGUUUUAAACGAGCUAAGACUAAAGAUGAGAAAACAGAGAGUUGUAGCAUUGAGAAUAAGAUUGAUGCUGAUCCUCAAUGCUCUACGUCAUCUUCAGUUGAUCCGUUCAAUGACAGCGCAAAACAGAAAGAUGAUCCCACGAAACCUUGUUUAGGAUCAGAGCACCAAGACAACACCGCAGGCACCUGGGAAGAAAAGGAGCUAACUAGUCGAGAUGGACAAGCAAAGCUCAAAGCUUCGGUUUUCUUUGCUUCUUUCGACCAACGCAGCGACAAGGCUGCUGGGGGAAGUGCUUGCACGGCAUUAGUUGCCGUGAUAUCCCACUGGCUUCACUCAAACAGUGACUCAAUGCCUAACCGGUUGGAGUUCGAUAACCUCAUAAUGCAGGGUUCCUCAGAAUGGAGGAAGCUUUGUGAAAAUGUUGCCUAUGUUAAUGAUUUCCCCAACAAGCAUUUUGAUCUUGAGACUAUCCUGAGAGCUGACAUUUGCCCCAUUUCGAUUUCUAACAAUAAGUCGUUCGUAGGAUUCUUUGGUGCUGAAGCAUUCGAGUCCCUGAAGGGAGCCAUGUCUUUUGAUGACAUAUGGAAGGAAAUUAGCAGCAAUAUUGCUGCUGAUGACUCUGCACCAAGAAUAUACAUUGUAAGUUGGAAUGACCAUUUCUUCGUGUUGAAAGCUGAGGCGAAUGCUUAUUACAUCAUCGACACAUUGGGCGAGAGGCUCUUUGAGGGUUGCAAUCAAGCAUACAUAUUAAGGUUUGAUGAAAACGCUAUAAUGAGAAAAGGGGCAGAAAAAGAAAACGCCGAUCAGUCGAAAACUGAAGCAUCAGAGACUGAAAAUAGUGAGGAGGACAAGGAACAGGAAGAGAUAUUAUGCAGUGGCAAAGAAUGUUGCAGAGAAUUCAUCAAAAGAUUUCUUGCUGCCAUACCAUUGAAGGAACUGGAGGAGGAUGAGAAAAAGAAGGCUGGUUCUUACUUCUCCCUCCAUCACCGGCUACAGAUAGAGUUCAACUACAGCUGCUCAUCUUCUCUUCCUCCAUCCUCAACAUCGUCUCCCCUUUCUUCUGUAACUACCACCUCAUCUUCAAGUUUUUCCGAAUGAGCAAACACCAUACACAAUUAUAAAUUAUCAGAACAUGUACAUAGAUUUUUAAGAAGAGAAAUACUCCAUUCUUGUUUUCCUUUUGUUCAUCUUUUUCCACACUUGCUAAAUAUUUCCAAUGAAAACAUAUGAAUGUUCACUUUA